AUGGAGGAAGCGUCGAGUAGAGCCGGAUCCUCCGGGGACGGAUUUCCUCCCCAGCUCAGCCCCCUACAGCUUGCUGGGGCCUGCUCCGAGCGCCUGCAAGGUGGAAGAGGCCUUCGCCUCGGCCUGGCAGCGGCAGCCAGCGAACUAGGCGGCCACAGCAGGGUAACAGGCGAGCCGCAGCCGCUCUCGGGAACCUUCGCCGCCACGACCGCUCAUUGUCUCUCCCCUUCCACCCGGGGGGCAAACAGGAAGCGCGCCGCCUGGCCAAGUGACGGACGGGCAUCCGGGCCAAUGAGCACUGCCUACGAAGAGCGUGUCAAUCAAAAUAGGAAAAAAAAUCCCCGGACCGCUCCGGCCGUGUCCGCCGCCGCUUCCCGCAUCCUCUCCCGCCGCCGCCGCCUUCGCUCCUCACCAUGUUAUGACCGGUACGUAAAGCCGAGAGAGAGCAACCCCUGCUGCUGCCGCCGCCGCCGCUACCGCCGACCACAGCCAGCCGGGGGCCACCGCCGCCGGCUCCCGGCCCCCUGUGUGCGACCGAGUGUCUGUGAGAGGCAGAAAGCCGCACUCCCCUCCGCCUCCCUCCCUUCCCCGCCAGCUACCGUCCACCCCUCAAGCCCCAGCAACGCAGUGUCCCCGCCGGGCCCGGGACUGGCGGCCCGGGCCGCCGGGAGCGCAUCCCCCUGUGUGCGGGCGCGGGCGGCGGGCGAGCGUGCACAUAAUAAACUCCCAAUAAGAGUUAGAUGUUAUUAUCAUUUUGGCGGCGGCCACGGCGAGUAUCUGCAGCAGCAGCAGCACGGAAACGGCGCGGUGGUGGCGGCGGCGGCCCAGGACACUCAGCCGUCACCGCUCGCUCUGCUGGCCGCUACCUGCAGCAAGAUAGGGCCACCAUCGCCGGGCGACGACGAGGAGGAGGCGGCCGCCGCAGCCGGGGCCCCCGCCGCCGCCGGAGCGACAGGUGAUUUGUCUUCUGCACAGUUAGGAGGAGCACCAAACCGAUGGGAGGUUUUGUCAGCCACACCUACAACUAUAAAAGAUGAAGCUGGUAAUCUAGUACAGAUUCCAAGUGCUGCUACUUCCAGUGGGCAGUAUGUCCUUCCCCUUCAGAAUUUGCAGAAUCAGCAAAUAUUUUCAGUUGCACCAGGAUCAGAUUCAUCAAAUGGUACAGUGUCCAAUGUUCAGUAUCAAGUAAUACCACAGAUUCAGUCAUCAGAUGGUCAGCAGGUUCAGAUUGGUUUCACAGGCUCUUCAGAUAAUGGGGGUAUAAAUCAAGAAAGUGGUCAAAUUCAGAUCAUUCCUGGCUCUAAUCAAACCUUGCUUGCCUCUGGAACACCUCCUGCUAAUAUCCAGAAUCUCAUACCACAGACUGGUCAAGUCCAGGUUCAGGGAGUUGCAAUUGGUGGUUCAUCUUUUCCUGGCCAAACCCAAGUAGUUGCUAAUGUGCCUCUUGGUCUUCCAGGAAAUAUUACCUUUGUACCAAUCAAUAGUGUCGAUCUAGAUUCUUUGGGACUCUCGGGCAGUUCUCAGACAAUGACCGCAGGCAUUAAUGCUGAUGGACAUUUGAUAAACACAGGACAAGCUAUGGAUAGUUCAGACAAUUCAGAAAGGACUGGUGAGCGGGUUUCUCCUGAUAUUAAUGAAACUAAUACUGAUACAGAUUUAUUUGUGCCAACAUCCUCUUCAUCACAGUUGCCUGUUACUAUAGAUAGUACAGGUAUAUUACAACAAAAUACAAAUAGCUUGACUACUACUAGUGGGCAAGUCCAUUCUUCAGAUCUUCAGGGAAAUUAUAUCCAGUCGCCUGUUUCUGAAGAGACACAGGCUCAGAAUAUUCAGGUUUCUACAGCACAGCCUGUUGUACAACAUCUGCAACUUCAAGAGUCUCAGCAGCCAACCAGUCAAGCCCAAAUUGUGCAAGGUAUUACACCACAGACAAUCCAUGGUGUGCAAGCCAGUGGUCAGAACAUAUCACAACAGGCUUUGCAAAAUCUUCAGUUGCAGCUGAAUCCUGGAACCUUUUUAAUUCAGGCACAGACAGUGACCCCUUCUGGACAGAUAACUUGGCAAACAUUUCAAGUACAAGGGGUUCAGAACUUGCAGAAUUUGCAAAUACAGAAUACUGCUGCCCAACAAAUAACUUUGACGCCUGUUCAGACACUCACGCUUGGUCAAGUUGCAGCAGGUGGAGCCUUGACUUCAACUCCAGUUAGUCUAAGCACUGGUCAGUUGCCAAAUCUACAGACAGUUACAGUAAACUCUAUAGAUUCUACUGGUAUACAACUACACCCGGGAGAGAAUGCUGACAGUCCUGCAGAUAUUAGGAUCAAGGAAGAAGAACCUGAUCCUGAAGAGUGGCAGCUCAGUGGUGAUUCUACAUUGAAUACCAAUGAUCUAACACACUUAAGAGUACAGGUGGUAGAUGAAGAAGGGGACCAACAACAUCAAGAAGGAAAAAGACUUCGAAGGGUAGCUUGCACCUGUCCCAACUGUAAAGAAGGUGGUGGGAGAGGUACCAAUCUUGGGAAAAAGAAGCAACACAUUUGUCAUAUACCAGGAUGUGGUAAAGUCUAUGGGAAGACCUCACAUCUGAGAGCUCAUCUGCGUUGGCAUUCUGGGGAGCGCCCUUUUAUUUGUAACUGGAUGUUCUGUGGUAAAAGAUUUACUCGAAGUGAUGAAUUACAGAGGCACAGAAGAACACAUACAGGUGAGAAGAAAUUUGUUUGUCCAGAAUGUUCAAAACGCUUUAUGAGAAGUGAUCACCUUGCCAAACAUAUUAAAACACAUCAGAAUAAAAAAGGUAUUCACUCUAGCAGUACAGUGCUGGCAUCUGUGGAAGCUGCACGAGAUGAUACUUUGAUUACUGCAGGAGGAACAACACUUAUCCUUGCAAAUAUUCAACAAGGUUCUGUUUCAGGGAUAGGAACUGUUAAUACUUCCACCACCAGCAAUCAAGAUAUCCUUACCAACACUGAAAUACCUUUACAGCUUGUCACAGUUUCUGGAAAUGAGACAAUGGAGUAAAUAUUACACAAAUACUUAUUCAUUGUGGUUAUUUUUAUACAGUAGUGAGAAGAACAUUGUUCCUAAGUUCUUAGAUAUCUUUUUAUUGAUGUGCAAAAAUUUUUGGAUUGACAGUAACUUGGUUAUACAUGACACUGAAAUGCCUUACUUUGUAUGAUAUUCCAUAGUAUAUUAAAAAUGGUAAAAUUGCAUGGGUUUUGUAGGUACUUUUGGAAUCUAGAAGAAAUGAAAUUUUACCAAGUUAUAUAAAGAGAAAAUUGAAUUUAACAAUGCGAAUGGUAGUCUAACCAAAUGCAUCAAUCCUGUGUGGUUUAGUGUAAAAAUGAGAACAUGUUGGUAUUUAUCUAUUGUAAGA
Molecule: messenger RNA, 3373 nt
Organism: Physeter macrocephalus (sperm whale)
Lineage: Eukaryota; Metazoa; Chordata; Mammalia; Artiodactyla; Physeteridae
Gene: SP3
Product: Sp3 transcription factor
Exons: 9
Coding region: 1-3018 (1005 amino acids)
Biological process (GO): regulation of transcription by RNA polymerase II
Molecular function (GO): DNA-binding transcription factor activity, RNA polymerase II-specific; RNA polymerase II cis-regulatory region sequence-specific DNA binding
Source: RefSeq, a predicted model, not a curated record